AUGGCUAAGGUCUUCUGGAAUGCCAAACAGAUAUCCUCGGAACUGAAACAAUACUACAAAGUGGAGGGCCUUGACGAUGUUCGGGUUAUCCGUGAUCGCCAGACGAAGCAGUCGAGACAAUUUGGCUUCCUCCGCUUUUCGACUUUGGCAGAAGCAGAGGAGUUCAUGGACCGAAACUAUCCCACUCUCUACCUAUACGGUGAUGACAACAAGUCUAAGGGAGAUGCCUCGAAAGUGCGGAUUGCAUUCGGCCGCGAACGCAAAGACCAAGUUCGAAGUGAUGAUGCCGAUUGGAUCUGUGCAAACUGCAACAUCAACAAUUUCGCGACCCGGAAUAGAUGCUUUCGGUGCCAAGCUGAGAGACCAGACCCCGCGCUUGCUCCUCCGGCAAGAGCAGCCAAUGUGGGCGACAACGAUGUCUCACCAGACAAUCAACCUUCGCAAUUCCUCCUACUGCGAGGUCUUGAACCUUCGGUCUCGGAGGAGCUGCUGGCCAAAGGCGUCUCCAAGCUCAAUAAACCGAGUGUGUCGAGCACACAACGAGACGACACUCCCGCAAAGAAGGGCGCAAAGGUUGCGUCUACGACCGGCGAUGCAAAUCUUGGUGCUAAGGAGGGCACUUUACGAAGAGUUCUUCUUGUUCGUGACCGAAGAAGCAACGACAGCUGGCGGUACGGGUUUGCCGAGUAUGCCUCGAUUGAGGACGCGCAGGCCGCCUUGGUCAGAUACAACUCAUUUGAGCGGUUCACUAUCGCCUCGAAACAGGUGCUGGUCAGCUACAUCCACGCCGGGGUCUUUGUGCCGGUCCUCAAUGCCACGCCGGACGUCGAGCGCUUCUGCUUCAGUCCCAUAGGCAACCCGGCUCUGAAGCUGGCUUACUGGGACGAGGCCGGUUAUGUCACCGAACUGGCUGUUUCGAUGCCUGCCCAGGCAGCAGCACAACGCUCGUCUAAGGGCACGUCUUCAGUCCUAGCGGCAGACCCGGGGAUCAAACAAGUAAAGGACAACGAAAAGAGCACAAAGAAACGCAAGGCACAAUCCGACGCCGAUGCAGGAAACAAGAAGCCCGCAUCCUCGCACCUCCAAUUCUGGAGCAAUCGCCACGCCGAGCUACAUGGGAUAAAGCACCCUUCCCACAAGGGCGAAGACUCAAGGUCGACAGACGGAGAUAGCUCGACCGAGGGCCCUUCGUCACAAUCGUACGCCGACCCGCACCGCCAUUGCUGCUACCUGUGCAUGCGCCAGUUCGGCAACGCCGCCGAAGUCAACAAGCACGAACGUCUAAGUGACCUACACCGCCAGAACCUGCAAGACGAGACGAAAGUCAAAAAUGCAGAAGCCAAACUGACGAAGCAUGGGAUUGAGCUUCGUCAGACAGGCACAAGCGCGGCCCCGUCCUCCGGGGAACCAACCAGGGAAUACCGCGACCGUGCCAAAGAACGACGCAAGGUCUACGGCGUGGUCAACAAAAAGGGAGAACAAGUCGGCGGUACCCACCCACCGAAAGCCUCACGUGCGUCUUUGGAGAGAGACGACGUGGCAGUUACCCCAAUCCAGCAGUCCAAGGGCGCCUCCUUGCUGAGUAAGAUGGGAUACACGCCUGGACAAGGCCUCGGUGCCUCCGGGGAGGGCAUGACCGCGCCGAUCAGUCAGGAUAUUUACGUCGCUGGCGUGGGGUUGGGCGCUCAGGGUGGCAAGCUUGGCGACGCGGUCAAGGAGGCGGAGAGGAAUACCAAGGGCGAUUAUGGCGGCUUUUUGGAGGAGACCAGGAAGAGGGCCAAGGAGCGGUAUGACAGUCUGGGGUAG
Messenger RNA from Cladophialophora yegresii CBS 114405, 1806 nucleotides. RefSeq lists its product as uncharacterized. The transcript has 4 exons. Lineage: Eukaryota; Fungi; Ascomycota; Eurotiomycetes; Chaetothyriales; Herpotrichiellaceae. Gene Ontology annotation, biological process: mRNA splicing, via spliceosome. Bases 1 to 1806 code for a protein of 601 amino acids. Gene Ontology annotation, cellular component: nucleus. The record is from RefSeq and is a predicted model, not a curated record. Gene Ontology annotation, molecular function: RNA binding.